Messenger RNA from Stegastes partitus (bicolor damselfish), 3350 nucleotides. It is a transcript of the gene plekha1b, whose product is annotated as pleckstrin homology domain containing, family A (phosphoinositide binding specific) member 1b. The record is from RefSeq and is a predicted model, not a curated record. NCBI's taxonomy places the organism in Eukaryota, Metazoa, Chordata, Actinopteri, Pomacentridae. The transcript is spliced from 10 exons. Bases 108 to 1181 code for a protein of 357 amino acids.
GCUGCUUUUACUUCUUGUUCUGCUGUUCGUACAAACGACAGCGACGAAGCUAACCGUGAUGUUUUUCGUCUUUUCCUGUUCAGAACCUGCCCGCCGGUGCAGACAUUAUGGGAUCUCUCAAACUCACCUAUAUCUCCAAGGUCAGCGAUGCCACCAAACUCAGACCGAAGGCAGAGUUCUGCUUUGUCAUCAACGCCGGCAUGAGGAAGUUCUAUCUGCAGGCCAACGACCAGCAGGACCUGGUGGAGUGGAUCAGCGUCCUCAACAAGGCCACCAAGAUCACCGUGCCAAAGCCCGGAGACGCCCACGCCGCCCACGCAGAGACUCCCCAGGAGGUUCUCGGAGCCAUGAAGCAGGUCUCCUACAAGACGGAGAUCAUCGGAGGAGUCCCCAUCAUCACAGCCACUCAGGAGCAGGGCGAAGGGCAGAACGGCGCCGAGCGAGGCGGCGUGAAGCGAGGCCAGAACCAGCUGCCCUACUUCCUGUCCAGAGGAGCUCAGGAUCAGGCCGUCGUCAAGGCUGGAUACUGCGUCAAGCAGGGAGCUGUGAUGAGGAACUGGAAGAGGAGGUACUUCAUGCUGGAUGAAAACGCUGUCAGCUACUACAAGUCUGACCUGGAGCGUGAGGCGCUCCGAGUGAUUCCUCUGAAGGAGAUUCACAAAGUCCAGGAGUGCAAACAGAGCGACCUGAUGAUGAGGGACAACCUGUUUGAGAUGGUCACCAGCUCCAGAACCUUCUACAUCCAGGCCGACAGUCCAGAGGACAUGCACAGCUGGAUCAAGGCCAUCUCAGGGGCCAUCGUGGCCCAGCGGGGCCCCGGACGCUCAGCCGCCACUGAGCCCAGUGACCACUCCCCUCCCUCCCCAGCGUCCUCCUCCACCUUCUACUUCCCUCUCGACCCUCCGCCCUCCUCCGACUCCCCCCCAGCGGGUGCUCAGCCUCGCCCUGGACUCCCGCCACCAGGAGAACUUCCUGGGCCUGCUGCCGUGGCGACUGAGCGGCGUGCAGUCGGUGAUGCUGCCGGCGGCUCGAUCGCGUUUGUCGCUUCAGGAGACGCUGCAGCCUUCCAAGUGACGGGCGAUGGGUCGCCGUGGGAACGCAGGGCCACCCAGCCGAGGCCGAACCGCCGACCCUCCACCGCCGCCGCCGCCGACCCCGACCUGCAGAUGACCCUGAUCUGAUGACGACUGACAAUCUGGCGGAUGAUCCUCCUCACACUUCCAGGGACCAGUUCUUUUGUAUGUUUGUGCACAUUUGGGAUUCGUCUUCCUCGUGUAUUUGUUACUGUGUGAUUCUCCUGACAAACAACAACACGUGUUUGUUGUCGUGCAAAAAAAACAAAACAAAACAGGGUGUACAGUUUGAUUGAGAAACAGACGAACCAACCAAAGGGUUUUUGUUGUUGUUGGUUUUCGAGUCACUUCUGCUGUUUUAGAAAUCUGGAGGUUUUGAGAAACUGACUAAUCCAGAUUCUCGCUUCCUAAUUUAAGACAAUCCCGCGUUGAUACUCCGUAAUCCUGCAUCUCCACUGCAGAGCUGUUACUUCCUGUUUUCUCUCACCUCAUGUAAAAAAGAAAAAAGAAAAAAAGGUUUUGCUUUAUUUAGAGCACCGAGGUCCAGAUUCACAUUCAGCAGCUUCUUCGGUUCUUCGUUUAUUCGUUGUUCGGCGGUUUUUCACGGAGCAGAAAAUGCAAAUAUUAGAAGUAGAGGCCAUUCAGUCAGCAACCGAUGAGAUGAACAGAAGAAGAUGUGAUAUGAACACUAAAUACGAAGCUGCCUGCAGGUGUGGAUCGGAGCACAUGUUUACAGCAGAGUAGGAAAAAGCAGGAACUUAUGCUGCCCUGGUUCUAGAGGGACGGUUCCUGCAGUCAGAACAUGUGAAGUUCCUGCAGUGCGUUCACCAACUCAUGAGGUUAAUGAGCAGAUUCCUGCACACGGUCCAGUUAGAAAGGCUUCUCCUGACCAACAUUUAGCACCGAAACUUAUAAUAAACGUUUUUAGACAGAGUAGAGCUGCAGCGAUUGACUCGAUUAGAUGUCAGCUGGUAAAUCAAUCGGCUUUUCUAAUUCUUUAAAGUUUCAGUUGGACGUUCAGUUGGAGGUCUUUGUAGUUUGACGGAGUGGCAGCCAGAAGCUAAAACACCAGAGUCUGUAGUUGCAGCGACUGAAUGACUGAAUGAAACCUGAUUAACGAAGCUGCAGGACGAAGCCAUUAGUUCAUGAAGAUGAAUUCUUUGAUUGCAGCUGCUUCGAUGUGAAUAUUUUCUGGUUUCGUUCCUCCUCCGUGACAGUAAACUCUUUUUAAUUCUGACGUUUUAGAGACCAAACAACAGCCUGAUUAAUUGAGAAAAUAAUAAAUAGAGAAAUAAAUGCAGCUUGCAGCUGUCGGGAGAUGUGCAGGAAUCUGUUGAAGCUGUUGUGCCAGGAGGUUCCUCGCUGUCAUCACACCGCUUUAGAAGUUGUUUAUGAGCCCAAAGUAGGUUGAUUUUAAAGCUGCAGUCAGUUAAUACAACUGAGAGCUGAAGGAAGACAGCAGUGAAGCAUCGUAGUCGGGUUUAGCUCCUCUAACACCAGCAUGUUAGCGUUCUGCUUGUGUUUGUUGUACGUUGCGAGGCUUUUAUCCAACUUCAGCGUCAAGCUGUGGUAGAGAACAUGUCGGGAGACCGAAACCUCGUUCGUAAUUCGUUUAAAAAUGUGCAGGAAAAGCCAAACUUUGAUCACAGUUGGUGGGUUCUUUGUGCUGUUUUGUUUUGUGAGCUGCAGAGACGUGAGGAGCUUCUGAGUUCCUCCAUCUGCUCCUCUCGCUGCCUCGCUUCGUUUGGUUUCCUACAAAAUGUUUCAUUCACCAACAAACGAAGCGAAAACAGCAAAUCUGCCAAAGUCUGAGGUGCUUCGAUCGAAUCUGCGUUUAAGGGUUUUUUUAUGAAUGUGGUGAAACAGCAGCAGAAGCUGAUUGGGGCUGAAGGCUUCCUUCAUCUCACCAGCUUCUCCUCCAGCCGUCCUCAUGCUCUGAUGGAGACGUGAAGCCAAACUGCUGCGCUGGUUCUGGGUGGUUCUGUUGUUCUGAUGUGCUUUUUGAUGACGAUAUUUACAGUGAUGGAUAAAAAAAAACAAAAACCUACACAUGUAUGUUGUUUACUGACUUUUCUACAGACGUGUGCACGGCGGCGUGCACGCUCACCUUCACCCCGUCGCCCUCCGUCAACAUAAGCUGGUAAAGUGCCUGCGUUGUUCUUUCUAAAGAGUCGAUGAGAGAUGAGAACAGAAGAUGAUGAUGUUGAGCUGUUUUGACCCUUUUUAUUGUGAUUCUAAGACCAUGUGCUCUAUUUAUUAAAAGACAUUUGAACACAA